AUGAGCGAACCCACCACUCUUUUGAUGACCCUUCGAGACCUUCUCGAUAGCCGCAUCGUCCUAUUUGCUGUCGCGAGCGCCGUUUAUUGGGUAGGCCUGUCGUAUUCUCGAGGGGAGACUCGGAGACUCGUGCACAUUCCGACAGUAGGCCCCAGCGCACCUCUUUUAUCUUACUUCGGGGCAUACAGGUUAGUUGCCGACGCACGGAGCGUCAUUUAUACUGGUAUUUCCAAGUACCCUAACAGCAUUUUCAAAGUCCCGCAUGUGCUUCGUUGGCUGGUAGUCAUUACGGACCCCAAGGUUAUCGAUGAAGUCCGUAAACUCCCAGACAGCAUCUUAUCGUCAUUCGAGGCUGCCACUGAGUCAAUUCAAACAGAAUUUACGCUCGGAAAGCCCAUCAGAGACAAUCCGUACCAUCUAUCGAUUGUUCGAGUACAACUGACGCGUGCCAUUCCUCAAUUGGUCCCUGCCUUAUAUGACGAGAUUGUGGCGUCGUUCAAUGAUCUGAUUCCGGCAACCGACAACUGGAUGAGCGUAAAGAUUCUUGAUACCAUGAUGAAGGUAGUUGCUCGAGCGAGUAAUCGUGUUUUCGUAGGACUACCGCUAUGCAGAGAUCCCGAAUACACUGCUCUCAAUGUCCAAUUUACCCUCGAUGUCGUCAAAACCAGCUCUAUCCUCUGCUUGUUUCCGCGGCCUUUCCGCCCUUUUGUAAACUCCUUGAUAUCUGAUAUCCCGAAACGGGUCGCCGUUGCUUUGAAACAUCUGGCACCUGUAUUUGCUGCUCGUCGAAAGGAACGUGAGGAAAAGGGCGACGACUAUCCUGCCAAACCAGUUGACCUCAUAACAUGGAUCAUGGAUUUGGCCAAAGAUAAAGAGGAAGAAAGCGACUGGGACCUUACCUUGCGUGUCUUGACUAUCAACUUUGCUGCGAUUCACACGUCUUCCAUGACCUUCACGCAUGCAUUCUUCUACUUGGCUGCAUAUCCUGAGUACCUCAAGCCACUACGUGAGGAGGUCGAAAACGCCGUGAGGAAAUAUGGAUGGACGAAGGAAGGCCUUGACCAGAUGCAACAUAUCGAUAGUUUCAUCAAGGAGUCGCAGAGGCUUAAUCCCUUGUCAAUCGUCUUGGUGCCCCGUGUGGUGCUCAAAGAUCACGUCUUUUCGGAUGGCACAAUGGUGCCGAAGGGCACGACUAUCGGCGUCGCAACUGCUCGGGCCCACCUGAACGGCGACCGGUACGAGGACCCUCUCCAGUUCGACGGCUUCCGCUACGUCAAAUUGAAGGAGCAGUGCGCCGGCGAAUCGGAGAAGAGGUUUGACAUGGUGUCCUCCAACAUCGAUGCGCUAGCAUUCGGGUUAGGAAGGCACGCCUGCCCCGGACGAUUCUUCGCCACGAGCGAGCUCAAGACGAUGUUUGCACAUGCGGUGGUCACUUAUGAUGUCAAGCUGGAGGACAUGGGUGUUCGGCCUGCGGACAGAUGGAUCGCGACCAGCUGCUUGCCCAAUCUAACCGCUCAGGUUCUCUUCAGGAAGCGCGCCGAUAUCUAG
Cyclocybe aegerita is the source of this 1548-nucleotide messenger RNA. The record is from the annotation of a GenBank genome assembly. Lineage: Eukaryota; Fungi; Basidiomycota; Agaricomycetes; Agaricales; Hemipholiotaceae.